Molecule: messenger RNA, 1185 nt
Organism: Lodderomyces elongisporus
Lineage: Eukaryota; Fungi; Ascomycota; Pichiomycetes; Serinales; Debaryomycetaceae
Gene: DOM34
Product: ribosome dissociation factor
Exons: 1
Coding region: 1-1185 (394 amino acids)
Biological process (GO): nuclear-transcribed mRNA catabolic process, no-go decay; nuclear-transcribed mRNA catabolic process, non-stop decay; ribosome disassembly
Cellular component (GO): cytoplasm
Source: RefSeq, a predicted model, not a curated record
AUGCAGGUGAAGAAUAGAGUGAAACUCAAGGAUAAAAAUGUCGCACUUACUUUGAUCCCGGAAGACUCUGAAGAUCUUUGGUAUAUUUUCAAUCUCGUCAAGAAGGGUGAUACUGUACAACUACUUACUCAUCGAAAUGUGAAAAAAGGUAAUCAGAACCAAAUUACAAAGGGUAAAUCUAAGAUGGAGAAAAUACUCGUGAAGCUAAGAUUACUAGUUGAGGAAGUCGACUACAUUGCAAGUGACUUGACAAUGCGGAUUAAUGGGAAGUCACUUUUGCAGCAGGAGUUUAUUCCGUUGAAUAGUUACCAUACCGCCGAGGUGGAAUUGAACAAGGAAAUCAGUAUAGUCAAGGAAAGUUGGGAUGAAUAUGACAUGACAUUGCUCAACGACUUGUGUUCAGUUGAGAAAAAAGCCGAUAUAGGUGCUGUUGUGUUCCAAGAAGGUGUUGCGCAUGUGUGUUAUGUAACAGAGCAAAUGACUGUAUUGCAGUCCAAGGUAGAAAAACUGAUACCUAGAAAAAAUAAGGAGUACGGUACACGAGAUCUCGAUAAGGCCAUGAACAGUUUUUACAAUAUGAUUAUCCAAGCAAUUAUUAGACACUUUGAUUUUGAAAAAUUGAAAGUGAUCAUCUUGGCAAGCCCGGGAUUCUUGGCCAAAACGUUAUACGACCGACUAAUUCAAGAAUGUACGAAUCUACAAAGCACGGGGAACACAAAGGAUGCAAAAAAGUUUAAUUCUAUAUUGUCUAAUAAACUGAAGAUCCUUGUAGCACAUUGUUCCACAGGAUAUUUACAAGGAUUGGAAGAAGUGCUCGAGGAUCCACAGCUGCAAAAGAAAUUAGCCGAUACCAAGUUUUUUGAAGAAUCAGAAGUAUUAUCAAAGUUUCAAAGGGCAUUGAACGAAGACGACGGGAGAGCAUGGUAUGGAUUGGAGGAAAUUCAAAAAGCAUUGCAGAUGGAUGCAGUUAGAUUCCUUAUGAUUUCAGACCAGUUAUUUCAAAACGAUGAUAUUGAGGUAAGGCGGAUGUACAUUGAUCUUUCGGAGCAGGCAAAGGCAUUGGGCGCCAAGGUUUAUAUAUUUUCAAGUUUGCAUGAGCUGGGUAUCCAGUUGAACCAAUUAACUGGUAUUGCAGCUUUGUUAAAGUAUCCAGUACCCGAUUUAGACGAAUCUGACGAAGAAUGA